Symbiodinium sp. CCMP2592 is the source of this 3963-nucleotide messenger RNA. NCBI's taxonomy places the organism in Eukaryota, Dinophyceae, Suessiales, Symbiodiniaceae. The record is from the annotation of a GenBank genome assembly.
AUGCCUGGAUUUAUGAUGGAAUUACUUCGUCAGCAGAGAGAGAUGAUGGCAAUGAACCAGCAGCUCGUUGCGACGAUGCUCCGGAGAAUGGAUCUGGAGGAAGAGAGAAGGAACAAAGCGGAAGAGAAAGUUCACGAGGCAGCUGAAGCGGCCAAGCAGGCAGCAAAGGCAGCUAAGACUCGGGACCCCUUCCAGCCGAGCACUGCUCCCGCGAGCAGUUCUGCCGCGAGUUCGGCAGUUUCUCCGGCAGUUCCGUCUCCCUCUGGGUACUCUGGUGCUGGAGGCAUGGGGAAAGGGCGCAUGAAGGAGGUAGAAACUUGGCACUCCUUUAUGGAGACGCUGAGUUCCUGGCUUGCCCUGCAGGAAGAAGCGUUUGUUCGGGAACUGCAGCUCUGCAUCCCUGUGAAGAAGGAGAUUGUGCAAGCUGACUUGAAUCCCGAGACUGCAGCGCGUAGCUCCAAGCUGUUCUACUACUUGACGCAGUCCCUCGCCAAGUGGGAGCGGGGAAGCGAGCUCUUGAGGUCCUGCUCGAAGAGGCAGGGGCAGAGCGCUUGCGGCUACGAGGUGAUUAGAACGAUUACCUCUCAGUACUCCAUCGUGUCGCGGAUGGAAGCUGUCUUCGUGAGAGAACAGGCCUUGAAGUUGUACCAGCACGUUGGGCAUCUGAAGAGGCCCACCGACUUGAUUCGACAUCUUGAGGAUUCGUUUUCGAAGUCUGAAGCGAAGCUGAGCAACUUUCCGGAGCUUCAGUUGUCUGAGGCUGACCGCUGCUCUGUCCUUUUGCAGAGCUUGGGUGCAGAAGUGCGUCAGUACGUGGUACUGCACGGGUCCAGCUCGAACUGGGAAGCUCUUCGAAGGACGCUGACUUACUACGAGGAGCAGCUGCGACUGUGUGAGGCCCCUGGGUCUUCGGGCCGAGCCUUGCAGGAGAAGCUUUGCGACUACUGCGGGAAGAAGGGACACACAGCCGACAAGUGUUGGCAGCGCCAAAAGGAAGAACGCGAACGCGGUGGUGCUCCGAAGGGCAAAGGGAAAGGAGACAAAGGAAAGCCGAAAGGCAAAGGCGACCAGACUCCCAAGGGAUCUGGUACGCCCCGUGGUUCCGAGAAGGGCAAGGGCCGAGUCGGGAGGAAGCGCAACAGUGAUGGCGAUGAGGUUUUCCUGUCCUGGGCGUGGUUCUUCGGAGCCCUCUUCUUCGGAUUUCGUGUUGUCAAGAAGUACGACCAAACGGCCAAUCUGUUCAAUGCCUCGGGUGGUGCGAUCGUCGUUUCGGGGGUUGUCGACCUUGAGGUUCAUUUUGGAGAUGUUUUCCUGAGAUUGGAAGAGGUCUUGGUGGCGGAUGUUGGUUUCAACGUUGUUUCGCCUUGGACCGGGUCGGAACGGGGCUGGAAAACCUAUCUAGCCAAAUCGGGAUCACGAUUGUACAAAGGAAACGGAAAGAAGAGCAUCAAGCUGAUGGGCGCUUCGCGCGCCUGGUGGGCUCUGAGCGGGAGGUCCAAGGGCCGAGGGAAAGAGAAUUCUUCCAGACGCCCCCCGAAAGGGAUCGAGGAUAUGGAGAUAGAUGCCUUGAAGGACCGCGACCUGCUAGGAUCGAGCAAGGAGUCCACCGCAGGACCCCAGAAGCCUGGAGAAGGAAUCCUGAAGAAAGGAAGAAAGACUUCGGAAGAAGACGAGUCUGGCCGCCACGCUUUGGCUGCCACUCCUUUCGGGAAACAGUCGCAUGUUGGCAUGGUGCUUUGCAUGUUUUUGGCAUGUUUUUCCAUGGUUUUGCGAUGGCAUGUUUUCAUGAUGGACGUGGUUGUGCAAGCGCAGUGGGUUUUUGCUGCUGUGCUCAAGCGGGCUUUUACCCUUACGGUUUUUGCAGAAAGACUCGGCAUACGCCUCUUUUUCCUGCUAUGGGAAACUAUCUGGGCGGAUCAAAGCCAGAGUGCGAGUGCCGGUGCGAAGUGUGCGGAAAGCAGGUCUGCGUCAGACGCAAACCUGCGCACACCCAUCAUUAUUGCUGGGCCUGUAUCCAACACUGGUCGGGGGUGCAAUGGCUACGUGCCCACGACGAAGUUCCAGAUUCGCAGUAUGCUGAGAGCGAUGCUGAUGGUAGCAUUGCAGCUGGUUGGGUCUUGCUUGAUGGCAAGUGAAGAAGACAGAAGCAGAUGCGUGAGCCUAGGAAACAGCUGCGUGAACCUAGGUCUCCCUUUGGAGAUCAUAAUGGACGGUGCCAGCGGGGACGAGUUUACCCCGAGUGUUGCUUUGAGCAGCCCAGGCUCUCCUGGGAAACCGCCUACUCCACCGACUUUGGAGAGCCCCUCUUUCGAACUACCGGGGGUCGAGCCGCCGGGUGGGGGACCAUCGUCGCCGGUGGCGGUCUACCCGUCGCCAGUGGUGACGGAAGCAGCGGAGAGCUCUGCAGAUGGGCCUUCGCAGGCAGAUGCUGCUGGAAGCCCUGUGGAGGAAAAUGCUGCGAGGAGUCCGCCGAAGGCGGAUAUUGCAGAGAGCCCUUUGUUCUCCGAGAGCGAAGGGGAGGAGAGUUGGGGCACCCAGUGGCCGAAUCCUUCGAAGCGCCUGCGCGCUGGGGUUCCUUCAGAGGUCGAGGGGCCUACGCCACCGCGGGUUGGAAUCCCGGCGAAUAUCUCGCCGGGCUCGCUGAGCCCUCCGUUUGGUGCGCUUCAGAUGGAUGUGGGUCUCGGUCGACUCUACCGAGCCUAUUCCGUUGCUCUCGCACUUGGCGGGGAUUCCACAGCGAACAUGAACGAUGCCUACGAUGCCCCAUCCCUGGCGUUCUGUGCUCCAGGCCACGCCUUGAGAGCACUUUGCUCUCCGACGGCGACAAUGCUCGGUCCGAUAGGCCUGCCCGACCUCGAGCAUCCAGCUGCUUGGCUACCAGCCACUCCAGUGAUUCCUGUGACAGCGGCCUAUCCAGAGGAGCCAGUGAGGGUUUCGAGGCCGAAGAUGGUGGAAUCGGAAGCCCAAUGUAUCAUUGGGCAGCAGGAAUGGGAGGUUUGGUUGGGACGUUGCCUAGAGGGCAAGAGCCUAGCAGAGUACGGGCUUCAUAUGGAAGACGUGGAGUUCGCUGUCAGGGUUACCGAACUUCUGGAGGCUCCACGGGCCGCUCGGGCAGCGUGGAAACGAAGGUUCCAGGAACCCAACCCUGUAUCUAUGUUACACUAUAUCUUCCAUUGUCGAGCUGUUUUGCAAACCUAUUUGGCUACGCCUGCUGGAUACAAGGGACUGGUGGGAGGACGUUCGAGUCUGCUCGUAAAGGUGCCCCAGUCGGUCACCUCGCUCGAGCUCAAAACGGCUUGGGCAUACCUAGAUUCGGGCAUAUAUCUCCGUGGUGCCCGAUAUUACAGGCGAAAACGAGAGGAGGAGCGCCUCCACGAGGCCCGGGAAUCCAUGCGAGCGGCAAGGGCCAAAUCGGCAGCGAUCCCUCAGGGCGGUGUUGUGGACACCACCUCUUCGAGCUCCGACGAGGAGUCCUUGCUCCUUGGAGAAGGAGAAGUUACGGCGCUGAACAGGGCCCAGGGCCAAGAAGAUUUAUCCGACAUCGCCAUAUGGCGCACGUUGGAAGAACUUACAGGCCAGAGGCUGUCCCAAUUGGAUGGCUUCGUUGGGGCCGACGAGGGAAAUCAGCCCGCCGAGGCGGGACAGCCGGCACCGCCGAGCCCGGCUUCCUCGAUGCCACCUGGAGAACUGGUGGCUACUGCAUUCAAUCUCCCGAGGGUCUCAGCACCUACGCUUCCGGAGGGGAUGCAGAGGGAGGACUAUCAAAGACACGGCGUGAACAUCCCGCCGUCGGUUCCAAAAAGAUCUCGGCUACCAACGCCUCCGAGAGCUAUGAGUGCUUCUGCCACAGGACAGACUGCCCAGGAACGGGCAUUUGUGCUCAGCCCGCCAUCUUUAAGCCACAGUCAAGUGACUGCGCAGGUGAGGCAAGCCCUCGAAGAGGGCCAGAGGCUUUUGGAGUGA